AUGCCAACGCCGCUGCUGCCACCGCCCACGCCGGCGCCAACGCUGCCACCAGCACCAGUGCCACUGCCAACACCCACGCCGACGCCGACGCUGCCACCAGCACCGGCCCCCGUCAACUGCAGCCACAUUGACUGCGCCUCGCAGUGCAGCCCGAUCUGCCAAGCCAACCACGACGCCGGCAUGGCCAAGUGCGAGAGCGACCUCGUCACCAACUUCAACGGGUGCUACGACAGCUGCACUAGCCACAUCUGCCCCGGCGACUCCUGCGUCAACAGCGGCUGCGGCUACGGUCACUGCCCUUGCGACAACGCCAACGCAACCAGCUGCUGCCAAAGGUGCUGGAGCGGUGUAUUACCCCAGUACUUUAGUUGCCGGAAUUACUACGACAGGGCUGUGGAGUACUGCAUGAGGGACUGCCAGAACACCUGCUACAAGAACUGCACCCAGGGCGCGUAG
This is a messenger RNA of Miscanthus lutarioriparius, 456 nucleotides long. The record is from the annotation of a GenBank genome assembly. Lineage: Eukaryota; Viridiplantae; Streptophyta; Magnoliopsida; Poales; Poaceae.